ACCGGGUCGGAGUCGAAUCGGGGCGGUAACAGCGACGCGGUUCAAGGUCGCCCAAGCGAGAGAUCCAUGCUGAAGAUUGAGAAGAUAUCAGGAAAGACCGUUCUGCACGGCGGCAGUGAGUCAACGGUCGGCAAGUGCGGCGCGGAGAGAAUGAAGUCGACCACGCAGGAGGUCAGCAAGGCCAAGGGUCACGAUGUCGGACACGGUUACAAAGUCGAGAAUCUGCGUUACUACGGUGAACUAAAGGGCUACGCCGAUUUCAAGGCUUACGGUACCGUGGACAAGCAGCCGGCAUCUGUACCGGUGUCUGCGCACGAGAAGUCGCAUCUUCUACAUGGGUCCACCUCGUGCGAGAAGGGCGACAAGUGUCACGGCAAGGCGCCGUCCUCGUCCACGCAGAGUUGUUAUAGCCUGGCCAAGAUCGGUCAGCAGCAGGCGGAGAAGAGUCAUCACAGUGGCGAUCAUUAUUAUCACAGAUCGUCACAUUCAAAGUCGCCGAACAUGUAUCAGGUGUAUCAGGAGACCAAGUACUCGUACAAUGUGAGCGGGGUGCCCGGGACGCCGGCGCAGGCCAGCGCAGCCGCGGCCUUCUUCGCAAGGGCAGCUCAAAAACUGAAUUUGUCGUCGAGUCCGCAUCGUAGACGACGUUCCGGCGAUGAAAACAUCGGAUCUGACGAGUUGCCUAUUUUUCCCAAUGGAUAUGCUGCGCUCCUUCUCAAGUCACCACCUCCGGCACCUCCCGCCCUUCUCAGGAGGAUAGGCGUAAAGGAGCUCACCGGGGUCGGCAAGGUAAAAGUUAUGCUAAGGGUGUCACCUGGAGAUGGAGGUAGCUUCUUCAGUGCGGAUAAGCGUAAAAAACAAGUUACAUUAGUGGAUCCAGCAUCUGGGCAAUCUUCAUCGGCAGAAGAUCGACGGCCUACUGUGGCGGCGCCAAAGAUGUUCGCAUUUGACGCGAUCUUUACUGAAGAAGACUCCCAAACCGAGAUCUGUUCGAGCGCUCUUACAGAUGUAAUUCAUGCGGUCAUUAAUGGAACGGAUGGCUGCUUAUUUUGUUUUGGACAUGCCGGUUUGGGUAAGUCUCAUACUAUGCUGGGAACUCCGGAGGCUGGCCAUACACUGGGCGCAAUUCCUUGCGCUAUAGCGUGGCUCUUCCGCGGUAUUUCGGAACAACGACAGAGAACCGGCGCCAGGUUUAGCGUUAGGGUCAGCUGCGUGGAAUUGACCACUGGCCAGCAACAAUUGAGGGACCUGCUUGCGGCGCACGCGAACGACUCGGAACAAUCGCCGGCCGUGUACCUCAGAGACGAUCCGUUGUUUGGUACCCUUCAAUUGCAGCAGCACAGCGAGCUCCGCGCGCCGACGGCGGAACGCGCGGCAUUCUACCUCGACGCAGCGGUUGCCGGCCGUCAACGAGAGGACGGCGACGCACAUAUGCUCUAUACGUUACACGUCUACCAGUACAGCGUUGCCGGCAAGGGUGGAGUUGCCGGUGGCAGAAGCCGGUUGCACUUGAUGGAUCUGGGAAACUCGGAUCGCGGGAAAUCCUCGGGCGGAAUUCCUCUCUCCGGUCUGGGUAACAUUCUGCUUGCGAUUUUCAAUGGCCAGAAGCACUUACCCUACAAGGAACACAAGCUAACCCAAUUGCUGAAAGAGUGCCUCGGCUCUCUGACUUGUCAUGCGGCUAUGAUAGCUCACGUGUCACCCAACGCCCAGCACUACACCGAGACAUUAACCACUGUUCAACUGGCAUCGAGGAUCCAUCGGAUGCGACGCCGGAAGAUCAAGUUCGUCGGCAGUAACACGCAGGGAACCGGAAGCGGCGGCAGUUCCGGCGAAGAAGCAGCUCGGCAGAACAGCGAAUGCGAUCCGAGUUCAAGCGAUUUGUCGGCCGACACCGUGAUCUAUGUUGGGCCGAGCGCUGACGACGCCACUGACGGCGAACAUCCACCUGUUUAUAUACCCAGCUUGAAUUCAGGUGAUAAUCGUUGCGCAAUGGGCAGAGUACUUCGAGGUUCCGCCGCCGAAAGACCGAGCAAAAUUCCUGAGGAGCGCAGUCCAGCACAUAAGCCCUCGAAAGUGGUGAAGACUUUAACGCAGACCGCAUCGAAGCAGACCUCACCAGCGCACAGCAUAACGCCGAAGGCAAGUCCGGCCAGGAAAAAUUCUUCGUCGAAAAAUGCUUCGGCAUCAAAGGCUAACGAUUCACCUAGUAAGGUACCAAUAGUAGCGCCUAGUGGUGGAUCCGAUGAACAGUGGAUAGAUGGACCGAGGAUCUCGAAAUCGAAAGUCGCGGAGGCGAGACAUAUGCUGAAGGAGUCUCAUCACAAACGAGAAACAUGGAUCGACGGACCAAUGCAACUGACUGGCGCGCCGGCGUUGCAACUGCACACGCAUCAGCACUCCUCCGGUUAUGGUUUCAUGGACAGUCACAAGAAGAGCAUGAUCAGAAAAUGGGUAGAAAAUCAAUCGUCCCAAAUACAGCGUGCAAAGCACACCACGCCACGACUUGAGUCCUCAAAGAUGUCUUCCGGUCAGUUAUCCGGUCAGUUCAAGGAGCUGACCCAAUUCAAAACCUGUGGCGGUGCGGACGACGACGACACAUCGUUGUCCACCGCGGAGAGUGAUAGUUUGAAAGCGAACGAGAUCGAGGACAUAACUGAGAAGCUGAGUGCCAAGCUGAAUCUACUUAAUGUCAAGUCUAACACAGAUUCAGGAUUAGAUCUGACGGCAAGUCCAGUGAUGGAUGAUAGCAUCGAGAAAGGGAAACUUGAUCUACCGGAUGACGAAGAUGAUGAUGAAGAAAUUGUCGUACCUCCUCCAUUGCCACUGAUUGAACCACUUAGCAACGGAGUCAGCCGAGAGGUAUCCAUGGAAAGUCUAAAUCUGUCGCACAAGGACAUUGUUCUACCCUCCAGACACUCGUUAUCAUCUGAGGACGAAAUUUUAGAGAUUGUCGAGGUGGAGGACUUGGAGCCAGUACCUAUGCAAGACUCGUGUUUACAAGUGACCGAGGAGGACAUUGCGCUCUGCAUGGGUGAGAAUCCGUUGCCCGAAAGCGACCAGGAAGAACAUCCUUUAAGGAUUCUUAGCCAAGAGAAUCUCACCGUGGUAUCAACUUUCACAGACUCUAUGUCGGUGAUGUCGGACACGGAGAGAUACAGACCGCAUUAUCCACCGCCGGUCGGCGUGGGUGUUCUACCCAGACCGUACUUCGACCACGAAGACUUUCUCGAGCAAGAGACCAGGCACAAGUUUGAUCAGUUGGCCCGUCUUCACGAGCUCUACCAAAGCAAACUCGCGCUUGCCAACGUUUCCAACUCCGUGACUUACCAGAGGGAAAACUCCUCCACCGUCAACGUGCGAGACGCUCCAUCAGCGACCGUCUUCCGUCCGCCGUCUCGCUGUCAGUCUUUAUCCCUUUCGGAUGUCUUAUUCAACGACAACGCGAGCAAUCACGGCAGCAUAUACAGCGAACCCGCGUACAUAGCAGGAAAGCCCGAUCAGGAGAAGAUCUGCGAUAAUUGUCGUCAGAGCAUGUCUAGGCCCGCCACAGCCUCUUACUGGUACCCCAGUAGCGUCGCUCAUCUCGCCAGUCCCAGAAGGUACUGCGGUAAGCUAGGUGACUGCAAUAUCUCCAGUUUAAGGCAUCCGGACGGUGCGUCGAAUCCUAAUCUAAAGGAGGAGAUCGAAAGGAUACCUGGAAACGGAGCGUCCGGCUCGGACCCCGAAGAGGAAUACAUCGAAGCAAAAAAGCUGUUUACGGCUGCCGAGAGAUCCGAGAGAACAGUCACGGGGAAGUCCGAUAUAGAGGAAGAUGUGAAAAUUCAAGGUGGUUCACCCUUGCUAUCAAUGCCAUCUCCGGCGCCGUCUUCCGGACGAAUGCAACGCAAGAUCCUUAGUCUCGGUUCCUCAUUCGGACUGAACAAGGAGGGCUCCGAUUCCGGCGCGGACACAACGCCACGAGCGGCCAAGUUGUCACCGGCUACAUUAUCCAGACACCGUGCCGAGAGCUCCGGUUACGAUAGUAUCGUUAGAGACAGCGAAACGAGCAGUAUCGCCAGCGACUCGUCCCGACAGACUGGCGCGUUACAGGAACAUCAAGCGGUGGAACAGCGGGCGGCAGGGUGCGGGCCUCGGCGGUCGCGGGCCCACUGCCGGGCUCAACUGGGGCCGCCCGCGGCGUCGGCGAUUCUCGCUUAUACAGGCGAGGACGUAGACAUCCUGGACAGGCGCGCGCGGGUGCGCUCGAACCCACGUGGAACGACAUCCAGGAUACACAACCUUCGCCUGCGCCAGCGCCUUCUUAGGCUGGAACUACGCGAUGCCAAAAGGCGACUCAUGGUACCAGACACCCGUUGGGACUACAAUCUGUACGUGGAGGACAGUAUGGACUGGCGGGAUCCGUCAUUUUUGGAGGCACUAAUGGCUGAGACAUGUAUUUUACAAAAGAGGGUAGAGGCCUGUAAAAGCCACGUUCUUCUGGUCACUUGCUUCGAUUCCUGCCCUCAAGAAUCGACAUCGGCCGAGAUUAAGAUCACCUAACGUAGACUCAGAUCAGCACGCAUGACCGCGUGUUGAUCACCAAUCCCGCCCACCUACCUACGAAUUUAAUCGUUGAAACGAGACGAGCGAGGUCGCCGAAUAGGAUGAAAUAAAAUUAGCAGAUAAUGACGUCGAUGUCGCUCGACUCCGUCCAAUAGUUGUUAAUGAUAUAUUGUGGUAUCGUCAUCGUCAUCGUACGUCGUCACUAUUGUUAAGUCUAAAACGGUACUAGGAAGAUUUUAAUAAAGAGGGAGCUAAAGUAAAAGUUUUACCGAAGUAUCGCACACGUACACGCACACGCACGUGUCUUAUCGAAGUUAUAUUAUGGAGUUAUAACGAAAAGUGUAUUCGUGUUAGAGAUUUCGCGGUUGCUUCAGUUUCAACGAUGUUUCUCAGGAUGCUGAACAAAGAUAUUAGAUAAUUUUCGCGGUUGUUGCAAUAGCGGAACGAGUCUAAGUUUCAAACGCGAUGUUUACGCCGUUAUAUGG
Molecule: messenger RNA, 5030 nt
Organism: Trachymyrmex cornetzi
Lineage: Eukaryota; Metazoa; Arthropoda; Insecta; Hymenoptera; Formicidae
Product: kinesin-like protein CG14535
Exons: 12
Coding region: 67-4542 (1491 amino acids)
Biological process (GO): microtubule-based movement
Molecular function (GO): microtubule motor activity; microtubule binding; ATP binding
Source: RefSeq, a predicted model, not a curated record